Messenger RNA from Puccinia graminis f. sp. tritici CRL 75-36-700-3, 396 nucleotides. RefSeq lists its product as uncharacterized. The coding region runs from base 1 to 396 and encodes 131 amino acids. The transcript is spliced from 4 exons. The record is from RefSeq and is a predicted model, not a curated record. Lineage: Eukaryota; Fungi; Basidiomycota; Pucciniomycetes; Pucciniales; Pucciniaceae.
AUGUCCCAAAACCAAGUGGUUUUGGAAGGUUCCAUUGAGGGUGUACACCUCAACAACCGAGAGGGUUUCCUCUUGGUUGUUGAAGAUGUAAACCCUCGAGGGCUGGGAGGAAUCCUCUUGGCCGUCAAGAGUGUAUACCCUCAACAACCGGGAGGUACACUCUUGGCCGUUGAGGGUUUACAUUCUCAACGACCAAGAGGAAACCCUCUCUGUCCUGAGUUGCAGAGGUGGCCAAGGGAUGCUUCAGGAGGGGGAACUGUUCUUGAGGCGCUCAUAAAGUUGGUGGAGAGGUGGUGGAAGAGUGCUGGGGAACAGGUGUUGAGUUGGAAGGGUGAAAUUCAGAUCGCAAACAGCAGAAACAGGGCCAAAAGGCAGGUUGAAACUGGUUGUUGGUGA